UACAAUCAAAAACAAUGACUACAUGAACGCGAUAGUGUUGUAAUGGAGUGCGAAUUACAGUGAAUCGAUUUAUUGAAAAAAAUGUUUAUUUUACUAUUUGUUAGGAAAUUGAAGUGGCGGAUCAAUAUACCUCAAAUGUUCACUAUGUAAAAUGAUUUUAGAGCUUAAGAACUGUUUCAAUAUUAAUGUUUACAGUAUAUGCCGUUGAAUGCAGAGAAGGCUAUUGCAGAAAAACUGCAGUAGUUAGUUUACGCAUGAACCUGCUGGGUUUUCACCAGUAUGGUGUCAACACAAGGGGAGAUACGGGUUGGACCUUCACAUCAGGCGAGACUUCCGGAACUUCGACCUAGCUUGGGCUUUGCGACCGACUUGGAACUGAGCAAGGAGCGCGAGGAGAUAAGAUGGCAGCCGGCGAUGUCGCUGGACGGCGACCUGCUCAUGUACCUGCGGGCGGCGCGCUCUAUGGCCGCCUUUGCCGGCAUGUGUGACGGCGGAUCCGCCGACGACGGCUGUGUCGCUGCCUCUCGCGACGAUACCACUAUUAACGCUCUCGAUGUGCUUCAUGAUUCUGGAUAUGAUCCUGGUAAAGCUUUACAAGCAUUAGUCAAGUGUCCAGUACCUAAAGGAAUUGAAAAGAAGUGGUGUGAAGAAGAAACCAAACGUUUUGUCAAAGGAUUGAGACUGUUUGGAAAGAAUUUUUUUCGAAUUAAAAAGGAUCUUCUACCUCACAAAGACACCUCCGAACUAGUGGAGUUCUACUAUUUGUGGAAAAAGACGCCUGGGGCCAAUAAUAAUAGACCUCAUCGUAGGAGACGUCAAGGAUCUUUGAGGAGAAGGAAUACGCGGAACACAAGGGCAGGAACGCCCAGGGAGGAGCCCGGUGCCACAGGAGCAUCAAGGCCUUCUCCAAAUCCAAAGGAACACGGGGAUGGCAGUUCUGGAAGCGAAGAAGAUAAUUCAGACGACGAUAAUUCUGACUCCAGAGAUCACAAUACACAACAGUACCAGUGCCAACACUGCUUUACUACAAAUUCGCGAGAUUGGCAACACAAGGACCGCACUCUGCUCUGCUUCGACUGCCGAGCCCACCACAAGAAGUACAACGAGCUUCCGCCUGUUCCCGCCAACAGCAACAACAACAACAACACUAGCAGCAACAACAAUAGCAACAGCAACAACAGUAAUCAAGCCAACAACAGUAAUCGCGGCGACGCGCCCUACCUCUUCAGACCAGUUCAGACCGAAUCUCCGGAAGGCUCCCCGGGUCGAAUGAGGACAAGAAACAAGGCCAAAGAAACGCCUCCAAAAGGAAACGGUGGACGUCCUAAACGAAGUGGUACGAGCACACCCGACGAGCUGGAUAAGAAAACGGGACCGGGUGGUUGCAAAUCACCAGGAGCAUCCAGUACAUGCUCCAACUCCAAUUCUCCCAGUGACAAGGCCAAGAAAAGGCUGUGUGUUGAUAAGAAGCCAGAUACUGGCAAAAGCCGUAAGAGAACAGUGACAGAGCAGGAGAGUGAGGAGGAAGUGAAGAGGAAGCGAGAGCGACCAGAGAGUCCAUCGGAGAGUCUGACAACGGACAGCGGAUCGGUGCCUGACGAAGUGGCCGACGAACCUAGCGAGCCACCGCCUCCGCCGCCGCCCCCACCUGCCAACAGUGUGGAGGCCGCAGCCGGGCCGGGGGCGGCUGAAGUGCCGCCUCCCAAUGCUCCACCACCUGCCGCCAACGUUAUCCCCAAGGUGGAAGAGACGUCAUCACCACCACCUCCACCUCCACCACCGCCCGCCCCCGCUCCACCCGACGAGAAUGCACCCAAGAAAGAGCCUGUCGCCGCUCCCGAGGCAGACCCCAACGACCUCACAGAGUCCAAGUUCUCGCCUGUCUCGCCUUCGGUCGCCGCCGCCUCCUUUGUGCAGCCCCCGGCUCCCCCCACCCCAACUUCUAAUCCCGUCCCCACUCCUGACGACGUUAAAAACGAGAUGAAAACCGAUGUAAAACCAAAGACCGAAGAUGGCAACUUCUUCCAAAUGUCUGUGAUGCCUCAAGAGAGGAGUAUGGAGCCUGUUAGCGGGCCUCUGCCUAGAGCAUUCGAGGACAUUCCCUCGCCUGGCAAACUGACAGUGAAACGCGAGGGUCUGUUCGAAAAUCAGAAUCAGGAAAGUGUGAUUGUUCCUGUGAUCACUAAUGCACCCGUCGAUGGCUUCGUACCCAAAGAAGAGAACUCCAAUUCAAUUGCUGCCAGCACUCAAACGAUAACGAUUCCGUCAUUCACUGCUCAGCGCACAACUGGCUUGCAAUCAGCCAGCUGUAAUGCCAGUGCUACAAUCAAAGUGGAGCCGAUAGGUGGCGACGAAUCGGCGUCGAAUGACGCUUGUAGCAGUCAGCGGCCCAGCUCAGCACCCGACAACACGGUCACAACAGUCAGCAAUGCUGCCGCGCUGCAGCCUUCCAUGUCACCCAUCCAGCUCACCACCUAUCCGACCACUGCGUCUCCACGUCAGGCCACCAACACUGACUCCAUGCCAGCGCCAGCUGAAAAGUCGCCAGCCCUUCUCAUACCCACUUACAAUCCGGUGGCUGACAGUGAAAAGCCCACUCUGACGAUACCAACGGUGCCGGUGCCCCCUCCUUCGCAGCAUCACGGCUCAUUCGCACCCUACUACCACCCGCACUUCCAUCCUCACCACCAAGCAAGGCCGGACAAGAUGGACCCAACGCCUCCCUAUCUCAGCUCAGCCGCUGGAUUGCAGAGCGAGCCACAGAACUUGAAAAUCAAACAGGAAGUGAUUCCUCCGGAUACAGUGCAGCCGUCUGCAGAUCCUUUGCAGUCACUGAAAGAGGUCAAAGUGCCCGGCUAUACAGGGUCUUCGUCAAUUUCACAGCCACUGCUUCCCACGACAACUAGUGCACCGUCGAUUGUUAGUGGUUCGGCGGGCGGAGAGCCCCUGCCACCACCGCGGUCCGAUUCGCAGCCGCAGCCGGCGUCGCCGUUCCUGCCACUCGACAACAUCAAGAAGGAGCAGCCCGACCAGUACAAUGGCGGCGGCUCGGUGCCCUCCAAGUCACCGGUCCCAGUCAAACAGCAGCCGCCUGCAGUGGAGACGGCAUCCACUCCCUCGCCAGCACCCAGGUCAUCGUCCACUCACACGCCUCCCUUCCCGCCACCGGCCCCGCCGCCCCCAGCACCGCCCACUUCGAUUCCUCAGCCGGUGAUGCACCCGUCGCAGCAGCCCUCGCCCCUCAGCCGCGUUUCGCCCGCCCACCUCGCGCACCCCCACCCCUUCGUGCCGGCCAUCCACCACCCCCACCACCCGCUCAUCCCUCACUCGCUGUUCGCCGCGGCCGCUGCACACGCGGCUGCCGUGCACCACAGCCCCUACCACGCUCACCACCCCUAUGCCGCCGGCUACCCCUACCCGUUCCCCUACCCCUACCCGAUCCCCCAACCCGUGCCGCCUCCCCGCUCGCACGAAGCACACAAACGAGAAGCCAUGGAGUCGUCGACCACCAUGAUGACCUCGCAUCACUCGUCGGUCACCACACGCUCCCUCAGAGAGGAGGAGAGCACCACGCAGGAGAUCACUCAGACUCACCACCACUCCACCUCGCACCACUCUUCGGUGCACCACCACUCGGCCGGCGAGAAGCAGAGUCAGACCAUCUCGCACUCCUCCACCUCCAGCAGCACUGCUUCUGUGCAGCACAAGAUCAACUCCACCAAACGAGGAGGCAGUCCUUCCCCGGCCAUGUCGCUACCUUCCACGCAGUCGGCAAGUUGUCACGUGUCGGCGACGCUGAGCCAGACGACGUCAUCGUCGGUGUCGACCAAUCACGGCCACGGACACCACAUGCCCGGACACCACAGCCACCACCACCAGCACACACACCACCACCACUCCACCACCGGUCUGCCACCGGCACCGCACGAGCGCAUGUCCCCCCAGAUGAUGCUACCCUUGGGCGCAAACAGUUCGCGGUCGGGAGGCGGCAGCAGCGGGGGGCAGAGUGGAGGCAAACCGCCUCCGCCGCCCCCCAGCCACCACGGCAUGAUGGUGCACCCGCACCACCCCAUGUCGCUGGCCGCGCUCCAGCCACCUCCGGGCAGUUCGCUGGAAGCACUCAGGGCGCAUGCGCAGGCAGCCGCUAUGCACUCGCCGCUGCCCUUGCAAGCUGCGCCUCACGGCAUGCACGGCCACCAUCCAGCCUACGACCUGGGAGUGCCGGGCGGUGAUGUGCUGAAGCCGGAGCCAUUGACGAUGUCGGCGGCAGACGAGGCGAUGAAUUGCCAGGAAGAGGACGAGGUGCCCAGUCCCACCAAUCAGGUGCCUAGGGGGCCCAGUCCCGAGCCCAAGAUCGAGGACGUCGAAUGUCAUCGCAGUCAGAGUGCUAUAUUCUUGCGUCAUUGGAAUAGAGGCGAGCACAAUUCGUGCACAAGAACUGAUCUGACGUUCAAGCCAGUGCCUGAUUCAAAGUUGGCCAGGAAGCGAGAUGAGAGGCUGAGGAAGCAGGCUGAGAAAGAGAGAGAGGAACGGGAGAAAGCACAAGCUAGAAAGGUAGCAACUCCUGAGAAGCCAGAAGCAUCGAAGCCACCUUCAAGAGGGCCAAUCGAGACUAUUUCCUCGCCGUAUGACAGAUACGGAGCACGGCCUGGUGCCUAUCCUGACACACCAGCUCUUAGACAGCUGAGUGAGUACGCUCGCCCGCACGCGGGCUUCUCGCCGGUGACAGUGCAGCGGUCGGCCGCCCUGGGUCUGCCUCCACAGUGCAUCGAUCCCAUGCUGCACUACCAGCUCAACUCCAUGUACGGACCCGGCACCCGCGAGAGAUUGGAGCUCGAACAUCUGGAAAAACGCGAAAGAGAGAUCAGAGAACUGCGAGAACGCGAACUGAAUGACAGAUUAAAAGAGGAACUGAUGAAAAACGCGGCAGCCGGCCCCAGGCCGCUUGAUCCCCAUUGGUUGGAUUUGCAUAGAAGGUAUCAAGGACUAGGUCCUGGCGGACCUCCGGGACUCCAUCAGUUUGGCCUGUACCCGGGAGCCCCCCCAGGUGGUCCGGCCCAGGCCUCAGCACUCACACAGCUCGAGAGAGAACGAUUGGAACGACUCGGAAUCCCGAGCGGUGCGGGCUCAGCGGUCGGGGGUGGGCCGUCGUCGGGCGGCGGCGGAGGCGGGGGUGGAAGUGGCGGAGGCGGCAGUGGUGGGGGCGGUGGCAGUGCGGGGGCGGCAGCACAACAGCUGGAGGCGGAGCAGCAGCGGCUAGCCCUGGCCACCGACCCCAUGGUGCGACUGCAGAUGGCCGGCAUCUCGCCCGAGUACCACGCGCACACGCAUGCACACUCGCACACGCAUGCGCACACCCACCUCCACCUGCACCCCUCGCAGCAGCAGCAGCAGCAGGGGGGUGGGCCGCCGCCUCCUGGGCCCCCUCCGCCCCCCUCCCAUCAGCACCAGCAUGACCCGGCCGCCGCCGCCUUCCCGCUCCCAGCAUCGGGCAGUGGAGGCGCAUACGGAGGGCCGCGACCCAGCCUACUGCCCCCGCCGCCCCUGGGCGUGACGCUGCCGCCUCCUUGGGUCUGCACCACCCGCACGCCGCCGCCUCUGCCGCCUCCUACGCCGAGCAGCUGGCGGCUCACGACCACAUUUUACAGCGUCACAUGAUGAUGGAGCGUGAUCGCUUCGCCCAGCAUCCCUCCAUCAUGGCGCAUCACGAGGAAUAUAUCAGACAACAAAGGGAGCGUGAGCUGAAGGUUCGUGCUCUAGAAGAAGCCGCUCGUAAUUCCAGGCAGUGAACUGGCAUUUACUCCUUAAAGAUAUAUUGAGACUAUUUUCGUGAAAAGACUCACGAACAAAAUAAUGGAUUAUCAUAGAACUAUUCGUGGAAAGAUUCAAUGGGGGCUGUCUCGAUGAAGAAGUCACUAUGAUUCAACUUUAGUGAAGCAAACCUGUGAACAUUCUCAUCAGUCAAGUGAACAUAAUAGGUUUAUCUGCGUGGUAUGAUCCCCACAGGUGUUACGCUUUCAAAGCAUCACAAGUGCUCAGAACAUUCAGAUAUUCUUAAUGAUUGUGUGUGUAUGUGGACCAAAUCUGUUUAUGUAAAUAAGAGAUGAAUAUCAAUUAACACGAUAUUACGUUCACUUUAUUUCCAUUUAGACUGGGAAUAGAGGUAUUGUGUUCAUGGUAAUAUUUAUAUAUAGCACAUUAACAUGAGUAGUAAAACGAUUAUGUAAUUAUAAUACAUUAUAUUAUAGAUAAGCAUACUUCCAUGUUGAAGAAGCAGUUAUUGCUUAUUUGAUAGUGAACAACUUACUUUGAAUGAUUUUUACUCUGUCUACUAGUUUGCUAUAACUUACUACGUUUAAAGAAUAAUACAGAAAGGUACUUAUAUAUUUCAGUACACUUGCUAAAAGGAUCAAAUGAAGAUAACACGAUUAUAAAUAAUAAACUAUAAAUAGAGCAAAUAGCUCACCAAGUAUUAGGAAUAUCUCUAUUUGUAUUAAUAAUUUCGAACAACAAUAAUUUUGUUAAUUAAACUAUUCCUAUAAGUUAUAUUAAGAUGAGGUGGGAUACGAAGGCAAGAUUAUAAGGAGCUUCAAGAAUAUAGUUGAAUAUCAUUGUUUUGUAUUGUACUGAUUCGUCCUGAGUGAGUUUGAUAUUAUUGAUAAAUGUUUCGCGAAGUUACCCACUACCUCAAUAGAUAUUUCUAUAGUAAACAGUAAAUAUUUAUAAACUGGAAAUAGUUAUCUAUUGUCUACUUUGAAACUUCUUUUAAUCUGCUUCCGAUAAUAUUAUUCAAAUACUUAAUCACUUCCUUUUAAACAUUUAUUUAUUUUUACAAAGACAAUAGAUAACCUCAAAUAUUUCUAUUAAAAACUUAGUAUGAAUGUAUUACAGGAAAAUUAUAUUUUCUCUUUGAAAGCAUUUCGUAUUGUUUUACGGGACUGAAAGUAGUUCUACUUUCUCGAUUCAAAUAUUUUAUAGUUUUUUUCCGUUUUUUAGAACAUUUCGGGUUCUUACUACAAUUUAUUAUUGAGUGUUCUAGAUGCUUGUUGAAUACAGCAAGUCGUGAACAGUAGUCUACCCAAUACUGGUUCUUGAAGUGAUAGUUUGUAAAGAAUUAAGUGUUGACGCUUCUAAUUAGUAGGAAACUACUACUUGUUUUUUUUUUUAAUUCUGAUGCUUUUCGUCAUUGAUUGAGUUAAUUGAACCACCAAUUUUUGUGGUACGGUGACUAUAAAAUAGUUUAUGAUGACAUAAGAGGCGUAUCAAUGAAUCUUAUUGAACUGGUAUUUUAUAAUAAUACUCUGCCACUGAAAAAAGUGUAUUUGAGUUGAAUACUUUUGCCAAAAUUACUAGGCGAAUGGUUUUUUUUUUUACAAAAUAUGUUAAUUGAUAAGACAAAUAAUGAUUCACUUUUCACCGAAUUUCUUCUUCCUCUGUUUUCCAAAUGCUUGAUUUUACCAACCAGGAUCAACUAUCAAUCAGCGAUUUCUUUGGCUUUUUGCUAAUCGCAGAUUAACAUCAUUGAUGUUGCUUGAAGCAACCCAGCAUAUUAUGUAUUUAGGAGCUUAAUAUCCAGUAUGUAGAAGCGACUCUUCCAUACGCCUCCUGGUACCAUUUUUUUAUAUUCAACGUCUUCCUACAACUAAUUUAUAAAUACGUUACAAUAUUCCAUUUUACUUUUUUAAUAAAAAAUAAACGUCUCGUCUCGCCUUACCAUUAUUAUCUGUAUAAAAAUAUUAUUUCAAAAUAUAAUUCAAAGCUUUGCCGCAUUUAUUACUGCUUUUUGUAUACUAGAAGAAUUUGUAUUUAAUCCUUAUUGAAAAUGAUAGUGAAUGAUUGAUUACCUGUCAGAAUGGUAACUCAACUUCUUGAGCAAUGAAGGAAAUAUAUAUAUUUUUCAUUUCAAGGAAUUGAAUGUCGUUUGAUGAAUUUAUUUAUUCAUUGAUCAACAUCUCAUGAGUAUUGACCACCCUUUUUUUAAUGGAUUGAAAUAAAGUUUUCGAUUCUCUAAUGCAAAAAUUACAUCAAUAUAACAUUAUAAUCAAGUUUUUGCUCUCUUUAGAACUAGUUGGAGUGUUUUAUAGAUAUAUUAAUAAAAAAAAAUUGUAGUAUUUUAUAUAUUGUUGUGAUGUGAACCUAGUAUUCAUAGUUAAAUAAAAUAUUAUUUAUUCAUUUAUGUACAUAGAAACAAUUUGAUAAAAAAUAAUAAUCUUCCUCUAGGUAUUGUGAAAUAAAUUGGUUAUUAGAAAAUUAUCUAUAUUGUUUAUUGCUAUGUGAAAUUAAGUGGCUUUUUAUAUUAUAUUUUUAGCUGCUUUUAUAUUUGAAAAAUACAAUGUAUUUUUUUAUUACAUUGAAAAGCAAGUUAUUUUGUAUUUUCAGGUUAUGUGUGUUUCAUCUUAUCAUUUGUGUAACUUUCAAAUAUUUGACUAUAUAAUUUACAAAGUGUUCUGUUUCAUGUAUUCUCUUUAAUUUGUGAUUAAAGGGUUUAAAAAAUGA
This is a messenger RNA of Nilaparvata lugens (brown planthopper), 8496 nucleotides long. It is a transcript of the gene Gug, whose product is annotated as arginine-glutamic acid dipeptide repeats protein. The record is from RefSeq and is a predicted model, not a curated record. The transcript has 23 exons. Lineage: Eukaryota; Metazoa; Arthropoda; Insecta; Hemiptera; Delphacidae. Gene Ontology annotation, molecular function: transcription corepressor activity; sequence-specific DNA binding. Bases 280 to 5658 code for a protein of 1792 amino acids. Gene Ontology annotation, cellular component: nucleus. Gene Ontology annotation, biological process: regulation of DNA-templated transcription.